GUUCUCCGAUUUGAAAUGUGGACAUUGAAGAAAAAAUCCGACUAUUUUCAAUCGUAUCUCGAUCAACCAAAUCGUCAUUUACGCUACGGUUAUGUCAGCGGUUGUGAUAUGACAAGACAAGUGUCAUGGGCAAUUACCAAGCUAGUAUCAUAA
Molecule: messenger RNA, 153 nt
Organism: Adineta ricciae
Lineage: Eukaryota; Metazoa; Rotifera; Eurotatoria; Adinetida; Adinetidae
Source: the annotation of a GenBank genome assembly